AGCUGGAAUUUGUAAAUAAUCUUAAUUAUUGGAGAAUGGAGACCCAACCCUUUUUAAUAAUUCAUCAAAAAGAGAGACUUGAAGAAGUCGUCGCCCUGCAAAAAUAUUACUUCUAUGUUCUCCUCCAAGCUGAUAUCUAUCAUUAGCCAGAUCCACACCCAACAACUUGUGCAUCCUUAAUUCAUCCGGAGCUAUGGAAGCAGCUUUAGUGUCUGCUGCUUCUCGCUUCAUGGUCCAGAAUGUGUCAGAUCUCCUCCAACUCGAGGAGAAACUCAAGGCAAUAACUGCAAGUAACAAAACGAAGAUGAAGAAGCUCAAGGAGUUGUCCACGAUCAUUGACAAGGUGAUCCAAGAUGUUGACUCCCGCCCUCUUAUUGAUGCUGCUGUGAAGAACUUGCUGACGAAGCUCAAAUACUUGGCCUACGAUCUCGAGGAUGUUGUGGAUUGCUACGACACCAAGGUCUUGCAGAAGCAGAGAUCAAAAACUUUUUUAAGGCCGGUGCGUUAUUUCUUCUCUUCUCAUGAUAAUCAAAUUGUGUUUAAGAGUAGGGUAGGUGGCAUGAUAAAAGCUAUAACAGAAAGUCUGGAUUCUAUUUUGCUGCAAAAGUCCAUUCUUGAAAUUUUGCCACAAGGCAGUAUCCGCAUGUCGGAACUAAGUCUCCACAGAGAGACCCACUCCCGCAAUAGUUUGGUUGUUAUAGGGAGAGAACCAGAGAAGAAUAUGAUUGUCGACAUGUUAACAAAGGAUGAUGAUGUUGAAAGCAGACAUAGCACAUUGAAGGUCAUUACCAUCGUUGGGAUGGGUGGCCUGGGGAAGACUACACUUGCUCAGCUUGUUUUCAACGAUGAGAAGGUGAAAGCUCAUUUUGCAAGUUCGAAAAUGUGGACAGUUGUUGGGGCUGAAUUUGAUCCUGCAAAGAUAAUGAAGUCUGUUUUACAACUGGCUACUGGUGCACCGGUCAACAUCUCAGAAAUAGAAUUAGUGAGGCAGAACCUAGAAACAGCAUUAUCUGGGAAGAGAUUUCUGCUCGUGCUGGAUGAUGUAUGGAAUGAAGAUCAAGAAAAGUGGGAGGUACUGAAAGCAACCUUAAUAUGUGGGGCGAAAGGAAGCAAAAUUUUGGUGACAACCCGUAGCCAAAAGGUCUCUUCAAUUAUGGGCUCAUCCAAUACCACCACCCACCAAAUACAACAGUUGUCCAAAGAUGAUUGUUUGUCCUUGUUUCAACAAUUUGCUUUUGGAGACAACGAAGCAGAUGAUCAUCAAAACUUGAUGGAAAUUGGUGGAAAGAUUGUUGAGAAAUGUGGCGGUGUUCCUUUGGCUGCCAAAUCACUUGGUAGCAUGCUUCGUGGCACUCGAGAUGAGACUUAUUGGUCCUCGGUAUUGAACAGUGAAAUAUGGCAACUCCAAGAUAAGGAACAGAAAGUGCUAGCUGUACUAAAGUUGAGUUAUGACACUCUCCCUCCACAGUCAAAGAAGUGUUUUGCAUUUGGCUCCUUAUUCCCGAAAGACUAUAGGAUGCAAAAGGAUGAAUUGAUAAAGCUGUGGAUAGCAAAUUAUGGCUUUAUACAUUCGGAAGGAAAUUUUGAUGCUGAAACAGUGGCCAACCGUGUCUUUGAUGAUCUUGUGUCGAGAUCAUUCUUUAAAGAUGAUCGUCGUGUAACCAAGUGCACGAUGCAUGAUUUGAUGCAUGACUUGGCACGAUCAAUGUCUGAAAAUGUAUAUUGGAAUGUUGAAGACUCAGUGGAAGAUAUUGGAAACAGAACAUAUCAUUUGCACCUAUACUUGGCAGAUAUAUCAAAAAUUACUCAGGCCUUAGACAAGAAGCCAUUGUACUUGCGUACCCUUAUAUUGAAUUGUUGCAAAUUAUCUCUGAAUGGCAAUCUACUUAAAAUUGACUUCUCAGAACUGAAAUUCUUGCGGGUGUUAGAUUUAAGUAACAAUGAGAUCAAGGAGGUGCCAACAUCAAUAGGAAAUCUGAUAUAUUUGAGGUACCUCAACUUAUCAAGCAAUUGUAUUGAAGUUCUACCCGACUCCAUUACCCUUCUCCCCAAUUUAAAGUAUCUCAAUCUCAGUUGGAAUAUGGAACUUCAAGAGCUACCAAAAGAUUUGGGGAAUAUGCAAAGCCUUCGAGAUCUUAAUUGCAGGCGUCAUGAUUUUCAAGAUUUUAGGUUGACACACAUGCCCCGGGGAUUGUCACGACUAACUGAUCUUCGAAGUUUACCUCUCUUUGUUGCUGGGGAUGGAACUGACGCAUGCCCAAUUACAGAACUUGAGAAGUUAAAACUUCAUGGAGAAAUGGAUAUCAUAUUUUCCGAGAAUUUUACUAAUUACUCUUGUGGUGGACUAAAAAUCUUGAAGAAUAAAGACCUUAAUAAACUAUGCAUAAAGUUUAAUGGUUCAGAAAAAUACGACGAGGCCAUGUUGGAUGAUCUUUGUCCCAACACAAGCUUAAAGAAGUUGUGUCUAAAGGAUUAUGAGAGCCGACAAUUUCCAGCAUGGUUGAUGGAGUCACAGUUGCCAAAUUUGGUUGAAGUGAGCCUUAAAUGCUGCUGUGGUUGUGAGCACAUUCCUCCGUUUGGAGAUCUACAGUUUCUUAAGAAGCUUGAAUUAUGCAAAAUGGAUGGCAUCACACAGAUGGGUGCUGAGUUCCAUGGGGACGGAGGCUUUCCUUCCCUUCAAGAGCUCUGCUUGACUCGGAUGGAUAAUCUAGAGGCAUGGUCAAAGUCUGAUGGUGACGAUAAGUUGUUCCCUUCACUGCAGUUGUUGCGGCUUUCUGAUUGUCUUAAAUUGAAAAUUAUGCCGAGGCUUCCUACAAUCCAACACCUUGAGAUAUCAUGCUGUAGAGGGAGCCUACUCUCAUGCAUCGGAAGUCUGACUUCUCUUUCGGAUCUCAAAUUGGAUAAGAUGCACGACAUGACAUUUUUUCCAAGUGGUUACAUCAGAAACCUCACAUCCUUGGAGGAAUUACAAAUUACAGAAUGCAGACAACUCCAAUCUCUUCCUGGGGAUGAAAUGCAGCACCUAAAAUUGCUUCGUUUAUUGACCAUUAAAGGUUGUCCGAGUAUAAUAUUGCAGCUAGAAGAACUCGUACAAAUCUUGAAUUCAGUACAAGAGUUCCAAAUACAGAUUUGUGGCAACACAGUCGAUUUACGUGGGCAACUGCAAUCCUUACAUACGCUCAAAGAAUUGUGUCUACGCGGUGCACAUGGAUACAAACCGAAGUACGGAAUCGCAAAAUUAGAAAUUUGUUGUUGUGAUGAUGAAUUGGAUCCACUGAUGACAGCAGAACCAACAAGCAGUGUGCUAGAAAAACUAUACAUAGAUGAUUUUUCCAAUCUCAGGACUUUGCCUCACUGGCUGCAGCAUCUCAAGUCUCUUAGUUUACUAUCAAUCGAGAACUGCCCACGAUUACAAAGUGUGCCUGAUUUGAAGAAUCUACCUAUGUUGAAAAGUUUGAGGGUUUUCGAUUGUCCAGAAUUGGAAAGAAGAUGCGAAAAGAAGACAGGCAAAGAUUGACCCAUCAUCUCACAUCUUCCCUGUGUUAAUAUUUAACAGCUCCUCGUAUUCAACCGGACAGGGUUAGAAAGGAUAAAAAGUCGAGGGAGCUGGCUGAGCAUAAGAUCAUGGUUAUUUUUUAUAGGUGCAUCUGAUGUGCUUUAUGAAUUAAGUUGUUCGCAUAUAUAUGAUUUAUUAUAUAUAUGUCACAUUACUACUUAUUUUGUUGUGGGAUGCAUUGUGAUUUUUCUCUUUUAAGGAUUAUUACUAUGUUGUGUGGAAUUUUUUUGUUGUUUUAUGAUGUAUAAUUAUGUAAUAAAUAAACAAUUUGAUAUUGAGUGACCGUUUU
Messenger RNA from Zingiber officinale, 3845 nucleotides. Its product is annotated as putative disease resistance protein RGA3. Gene Ontology annotation, biological process: defense response to other organism. NCBI's taxonomy places the organism in Eukaryota, Viridiplantae, Streptophyta, Magnoliopsida, Zingiberales, Zingiberaceae. Gene Ontology annotation, molecular function: ADP binding; protein binding. The transcript is spliced from 2 exons. The record is from RefSeq and is a predicted model, not a curated record. Bases 194 to 3517 code for a protein of 1107 amino acids.